CCAAUUGGAGGGACGGGAGGCAGUCGUUUCACAUCUUUAAAAAGUGGUAACCCAAACUCGAAGGGGCAUUUUCCCAGGAUGGCCCCUCCCCCUUCCACGCCUUUCGUCCUCCACUGAGAUGCAGUGGGGAAUUUGCGAAGCUCCUCUAGACCCUUCUGCCAGAGCUGGCUGAGGGAAGGAGCCCAGCCUGGUCCUCACCCCCUCCCCCUCCCCCACGAACCAAGCCGCUGUGAUGUCCUUGCUGUCGCCGCCGCCCCAUUGCGCCUCGCACCAGCCCUGGGGGCACCAGCGGUGCUCAGCUGCCCAGUCUCACCCAGGCUUUGGGCUUCCUGGAGGGUCAUGCAACCCAGAGCUAUGACUAAGGCGCUCACUUGGUAACUCUGCCAUAUUCCUGAUCUUCCUCUCCCUCCCUUCCCCUCCCCCUUUAGCCACCCCCGUGUUCCCCUCCACCACCCUUGAGUCCUCCCCCGCCCCCAGACGCCCACCCUCAGGUUCCUUUUCUUGCAAGAUCGCAGAGGUGGCGCGCAGCCUGCCGAGCCCAUGACGGACCCCUGCCUCCUGUCUUCAAUGCCUCAGCAGAAGACCCCCAAAGGCUGGAGAGAGGAGGGCUGCGGCUGGACAUCCUCUCGGCGACGCUGCUCGGACCUGGUGCUCCUGGUUGAUGAGACUGGCGACUGAGCAAGCCCCUGCCGCCGCCUUCGCUGUCGCCCUCCCAGUUGCUGCCGUCGGUCGGGACCGGUCCCCGCCUUGCGCCUUCUGCCACCCGGUCCAGAUCGGGUCCCGGCUUUGGGCGCCCCGGGGCUCGCCCCGCGCCUGCCGCCGCCCGCGCGCCGACUGCCCGCCGCGUCCUCCUGACAGCUGCGGCGGCGGCGAUGAUGCAGAGGAGGAGGGUGCUGCCGGCGGCAGUGCUGAUGGUGGCGGUCGGCGCCCGGGUGUGAUGAGAGCGUCAUGGUGGAGAUGCUGGCUUCGAGGCGGUGAGAGAGCAAAGGAGGGCGAGAGCCAGCCAAGGGCGGAAGAUAGAACAGUUCCGAUCGCGAUCGCUUUCUUUCCUCUCUCGCUUUCCCCCCACCGUAUUUUGCCCGUGGUUUGCAUAUUUAAAAUCUCUGGACUCCAUCCUCUGCCUACCCACGAAGUCUCCCCGUCUCUAAAUGGAAUUAGUGGAGAUCGGAGCCUCUGGUGUAACGCACAGACAUGAUCUAUGGACGCAGUUUGUUUCACAUUAUAGCAAGUUUAAUCAUCCUCCAUUCCUCUGGAGCAACCAAGAAAGGAACAGAAAAACAAAUCACCUCAGAAACACAGAAGUCAGUGCAGUGUGGAACUUGGACAAAGCAUGCAGAGGGUGGUGUCUUUACCUCUCCCAAUUACCCCAGCAAGUACCCCCCUGACCGAGAGUGUGUCUACAUCAUAGAAGCUGCCCCAAGGCAGUGCAUUGAACUCUACUUUGAUGAAAAAUACUCAAUUGAACCAUCUUGGGAGUGCAAAUUUGAUCAUAUUGAAGUUCGAGAUGGACCUUUUGGCUUUUCUCCAAUAAUUGGAAGGUUUUGUGGACAACAGAAUCCACCUGUAAUAAAAUCUAGUGGAAGAUUUCUGUGGAUUAAAUUUUUUGCUGAUGGCGAGCUGGAGUCGAUGGGAUUUUCAGCACGAUAUAAUUUCACACCUGAUCCUGACUUUAAGGACCUUGGAGUUUUGAAACCAUUGCCAGCCUGUGAGUUUGAGAUGGGUGGUCCUGAAGGAAUUGUGGAGUCCAUACAGAUUCUGAAGGAAGGCAAAGCUUCAGCCAGUGAAGCCGUGGAUUGCAAGUGGUACAUCCGAGCCCCGCCACGAUCUAAGAUUUACUUACGUUUUUUGGACUAUGAGAUGCAGAAUUCAAAUGAAUGCAAGAGGAACUUCGUGGCGGUGUAUGAUGGGAGCAGCUCGGUGGAGGACUUGAAGGCCAAGUUCUGCAGCACGGUGGCUAAUGACGUGAUGCUGCGCACAGGCCUGGGGGUGAUCCGCAUGUGGGCAGAUGAGGGCAGUCGCAACAGCAGGUUUCAGAUGCUCUUCACAUCCUUUCAAGAACCUCCCUGUGAAGGCAACACGUUCUUCUGCCACAGCAACAUGUGCAUUAACAACACUCUUGUCUGCAAUGGGCUCCAGAACUGUGUGUAUCCCUGGGAUGAAAAUCACUGUAAAGAAAAGAGGAAAACCAGCCUGCUGGAUCAGCUGACCAACACCAGUGGGACGGUCAUUGGCGUGACUUCCUGCAUUGUGAUCAUCCUUAUUAUCAUUUCUGUCAUUGUACAGAUCAAACAGCCUCGUAAAAAAUACGUCCAAAGGAAGUCAGACUUUGACCAGACCGUUUUCCAGGAGGUGUUUGAGCCUCCUCACUAUGAGUUAUGCACACUCAGAGGAACCGGAGCAACGGCUGACUUUCCAGAUGACUUUGAGAGUUACCAUAAACUGCGGAGAUCAUCUUCCAAAUGCAUUCAUGACCAUCACUGUGGAUCCCAAUUGUCCAGCGCAAAAGGCAGCCGCAGUAACCUCAGCACAAGGGACGCUUCCAUCUUGGCAGAGAUACCCACCCAGCCUGUCAAGCCCCUCAUCCCACCCGUGAACAGAAGGAACAUCCUGGUCAUGAAACACAACUACUCCCAAGAUGCUGCAGAUGCCUGUGACAUCGAUGAGAUUGAGGAGGUGCCCACCACAAGCCACAGGCUAUCACGACAUGAGAAAUCCGUCCAGCGGUUCUGCCUCAUUGGGUCUCUAAGCAAACAUGAAUCUGAAUACAACACAACUAGGGUCUAAAACGAAAACUCAAGCUAAUUUCCUCAAAACUCUUCAAGCCUAUCAAGUGUUCUUGAAUUAGGAGAUCGCAUCCCGUGCUCUGUGUGACCUUGAUAAGCUGCUGUGUUAGUUGUAUCUUUUUCAUUGGGAAAAAAAUGUUUUAACUGUGCUUUAUUUUCAGAGAACUAUUUGUACAAACAUGGGGACUGUGGAAAGAGAAUUCUGUAGUGAAUUGUGAAAAGUGGACAUAUUUCUAAAUUCAUUCCACUGCCUUUAUCCAAACUUAAGAGUUACAGACAUGUGUUAUUCCUUCGGCAAGACAUCCCUGCUGCUGCACAAUGAUGUGUCCAUUUCCUAAUUUGGUUGCUGAUCACCAAGUGCUCCUUAGGUUUUAAAUACAUUCUGAGAUUAUGGAAACUUGAAGAAGAAGUUAGUUCCUGAUUAAGACGACCCCAGCUUUUCUUUUACUGUCACUUCACUUACAUUUAUAUGUUGUUCAUGUCUUUGUUACAUGAUUGUACCUGUGUGAUCUGUGAAAGAACAAAAACAAAAACCACGACUUUGGGUGAACUUUGUGUUACAUGUACAUUGUUUUCAUUAUAUAGACUGCUUGAGAAUAGUGCGUUCCUGCGUGAUUUUGAACAUGCUGCAAUGAAAAAAUGGAAAAAUGGAUCAUGGAAACACCAGCUAGAGGUUCAAUGGACUGUACACACCUGUUGUUUCAUUAUAAUUAAGUGCAGUAAAAAAAUAAUGAGUAAAAUCUAGAUUGCAAUAAGACAAAUAUCUCCCCCCUUCUCCCUCUGUCUUUCUCUCUUUGUCUCCCCUUAUCAUUUCUAUGUACCCCUGUUUUUCUUUUCGUUUUUUAUCAAGGGAAGAUACCGAGUUUCAUAAAUGCCUUCUUGAAAUCAGGUAUUUUACCAUUCACACCCUACAACAGAAUUUUGUUUGAUUAAGCACUUAGUAAUAUGACUGAAUUGACAGUUUGAGAAAAUACCCUGCAUGUCAGUACUGGAUAUUUAGGUUGGAAAAAUGUCCUCUUUAUUAGACACAUUGUAAAAAGCAUGCAUUCUCAAAUAUUGCUGUUACUCUUCCAUUUCUUUGUGUCAUAUGCUUGCUACUUGUAACUUUUAUAUAAAUAUAUAUAUAUAAAAUGUAUAAUAAUUUCCUAAUUUGA
Messenger RNA from Onychomys torridus (southern grasshopper mouse), 3937 nucleotides. RefSeq names its product neuropilin and tolloid like 1 (gene Neto1). NCBI's taxonomy places the organism in Eukaryota, Metazoa, Chordata, Mammalia, Rodentia, Cricetidae. The transcript has 11 exons. The record is from RefSeq and is a predicted model, not a curated record. The coding region runs from base 1192 to 2784 and encodes 530 amino acids. Gene Ontology annotation, molecular function: protein binding.